AUGGCCCUUUUGGAGCUGGCCAGACUGCAGCAGCCAUACGAAGCCGCGGUCAACGCCAAAAUCAGCAGUCAUCGCGUGGUUGUGGAGGGCAAAUACACGCUAUACACGGUCCAAGUAACCGUCGACACCUAUGCGUGGACGGUGGAGCGGCGGUAUAAGGAUUUUGAUAUCCUUGAUCAGCAACGGUUCCCCGAUCGAAGCCAGUCGUUUUUGCCGCCGAAGAAGGUUGUGGGAAAUUUGGACCUCGAAUUCAUCAAUGAGCGCAAGUCGGAGCUGAACAAAUACAUGGCGGCCCUGUUGGCAAAAGAGAUUGAGCAUCAAAAACAGAUGGGUGCCAAUUCCUUUUCGAUGCCCGUCGCUCGUUUCUUCGACUUUCACGAAUACGUAAGUCAAUUCGUACUGAAUUUAACGCGG
Molecule: messenger RNA, 414 nt
Organism: Mesorhabditis spiculigera
Lineage: Eukaryota; Metazoa; Nematoda; Chromadorea; Rhabditida; Rhabditidae
Source: the annotation of a GenBank genome assembly